CGCCCCCCACUGGUGUGGGACAACCUGCACGCAAAUGACUACGACUCCAGGUAAGAUAAGAUCAAAUGCGAUAAGAAGAUAAUAUAAGAUCUUAUAUUUUGUCUGUAUAUUUUGUUUAUUGUAAGGUGUUGUCAGCACCAUUUCACCGUGUCAAAUUCCUGGUACAUGCAAAUGUGCUUGGAGAAUAAGGUUGAUUCUUAUUGUGAUUAUGAUUCCAGACGUCUCUUCCUGGGUCCCUUCAAGGGUCGCUACCCCCAGCUUGCCACCCACCUCCGGGGCCUGCUGCUCAACCCCAACUGCGAGUUCGAGGCCAACUACAUACCCCUGCACACGCUGGGGACCUGGUACCGCACUGGGAGGGAGGAGAAGAAGGGUGAGAAAAGGGGUGAGAGGGAGGGGGGAGAGGGAUGGAUAGUGGAGGGAGGGAGGGAGGGAGGGGGGAGAGAGAAGGGAGAGGGAUGGAUAGUGGGUGAGGGAGGGAGGAGGCAGGGAGGAAGGAUAGAGGGGAGAGAGGAGGAAGGUUUAUGUCAACUAAAUAUAUUUGGACAGAUAAGCGACAGUGUUAGAGAAAAAGAGGUAGAGAUACAGAGAGAGAGUAGAUGAGAAGAAAAGAAAAGAGAGAUGAUUGGAUGAGAGGAGAAAGUAGGGAAGAGUAGAGCAAGUUACCUCCCAAAUGGCACCCUAUUCCCUACAUAGUUCACUAGAGCCCUAUGGGCCAUGGCAAAAAGUAGUGCACUAUGUAGGGAAUAGGGUGCAAUUUGGGACUUAAUGUGAUAAUGUAAUGUUCCUGGUGUUAUCCAACCACUAAUGAUCAUGUUAUUACCGGGUCUACUGACACACACACACAGACUGGGUCCACUGACACUAUCAGAGCAGCAGACCCUUAGACUGGUGUUAUCCACGGUGUCAACAUCAUAGAGUGAUUAGGGAGAGAGAGUGUGAGGAGAAGGAAGAGGGAAGGAAAGAGGGAGACAUUCAAGAGAGGAAAGAGAAAAAGUAAGCGCAAAAGCAUAAGCUCAAAAAGAAAGACAAGUGAGGGGAGAAGAAAAGAAGACACAAAGUGAGUGAUGUCAGAAAGGAAGGAUGGAAGAGCGAUGGGCAGUGAAGGAGAAAGAGAACGGAUAAAGAGAGAAUUGAGGGAGUGAGAGAGAUAAAGAGAGGACUGGAGCGUGUGAGUGGACUGAGAAUCAGAACACUCAGUGCCUCCACACUCCCAGGGGUAAUCACUAUCACCACGGUUACAUGGAGGGUAACCACAAUCGCCACGGUUACAUGGAGGGUAAUGUAAGCACUAUCGCCACAGUUACAUGGAGGGUAACCGCUAUCACCAGGGUUACGAUAGGAUGUUAGGGGUCAGGCCAGUGUGAUACAUGAUCUGACUGGCUCAUUAUAUUUGAAUAUGACAUCAUGAUGUACACUUUUUUUGGGGGGGGGGGGGGGGGGGUAGAUCAGAUAAAUGUAAAUGUCUAUUGUAGAGGGAAACGGCUCAUUUUUAAUGGAAUAUCUACAUAGGCGUACAGAGGCCCAUUAUCAGCAACCAUCAGUCCUGUGUUCCAAUGGCACGUUGUGUUUGCUUAUCCAAGUUUAUCAUUUUAAAAGGCUAAUUGAUCAUUAGAAAACCAUUUUGCAAUUAUGUUAGCACAGCUGAAAACACCAGUCUGGUGUUUUGCGGGUACUAUUUAAUGAAGCUGCCAGUUGAGGACCUGGGAAGCGUCUGUUCUCAAACUAGACACUAAUGUAUUUGUCCUCUUGCUCAGUUGUGCACCGGGGCCUCCCACUCCUCUUUCUAUUCUGGUUAGAGCCAGUUUGCGCUGUUCUGUGAAGGGAGUAGUACACAGCGUUGUACGAGAUCUUCAGUUUCUUGGUAAUUUCUCGCAUGGAAUAGCCUUCAUUUCUCAGAACAAGAAUACUCAGAUACUCAACUAGUCUCAAGAAGGCCAGUUUUAUUGCUUCUUUAAUCAGCAUAACAUUUUUCAGCAAAAGGGUUUUCUAAUGAUCAAUUAGCCUUUUAAAAUGAUAAACUUGGAUUAGCAAACACAACGUGCCAUUGGAACACAGGACUGAUGGUUGCUGCUAAUGGGCCUCUGUACGUCUAUGUAGAUAUUCCAUAAAAAAUGAGCCGUUUCCUGCUACAAUAGCCAUUUACAACAUUAACAAUGUCUACACUGUAUUUCUGAUCAAUUUGAUGUUAUUUUAAUGGACAAAUAAAUUGCUUUUCUUUCGAGAACAAGGACAUUUCUAAGUGACCCCAAACUUUUGAACGGUAGUGUACAUUUUAUGGACAUAGUCAAUUUUACAAUAAUUAUAUUUUGUUUGUUUUUACUCCUGAACUUCCUCUACCCUCAUGUACACAUUUAACUCAAGGUCUGACUGAACUACUUUUGCGUCACAUAAACUUUAACAAACCAUGUGUGCGUGUGUUUGUUGUUGAGUGUGUUUUGUGUGUGUGAGUGAGUGAAUGUGUAUUUCUCACCAUGGUGUGUGUGUGUGUGUGUGUGUGUGUGUGCAAGUUCCUAACAAUGGUGUGUGUGUGUAAGUGAAUGUGUAUUCUUCACAAUGGUUUGUGUGUUCCUAACCAUGGUGUGUGUACAUGUAUUAUGUUGUGUGCAGAGGAGUACCAGUACUGUCCAGAGAUGGCGCUGUCUACUGCACUACACGACUGGAUGGACGAGCUCAGCCAACCACUGCAGCCAGGUAGUGUGUGUGUGAGUGUGUGUGUCAGGUACUCAAAAGAAACAGAAGCUUGAUCUCAACUGUUCAUCCAGAUGUUGAUGUGGAUUCAGAUCUGUAUCCAUUCUAUAUCUAUCAUUUUAAUCAUUCUAAUUCAAUAAUCUCAUUCUAAUUCUAGAAUUCUUCUCAUUCUAAUUCAAGAAUUCUUCUCAUUCAAAUUCUAGAAUUCUUCUCAUUCAAAUUCUAGAAUUCUACUCAUUUUGGUUCUAUAUUUUGGUUCUAUUUCUCCACAGGUCGCCAGAGCAGACAGGCAGACCAGAGGUCUUCGGGUCAAAAGUCGGGGACCCUAGAGAGUGCAAACUGUCAUCCCACCACCACCACCAGAGAAGGUCGCCCCAAACCCCCUAGAGAACCCCCGCAGGGGGACAGCCCUCCCACCUCCAGCCCUGAGGGAGAGGAAGGGGAGGAAGGGGUGAGGAGGGGGGAGGAAGGGGGGAGGAGAGAGGGAGGAGAUGGAGAGGAGAGAGAGAAGAAGCUCCACAACAACCAGUUCCGACAAGGGCCAGGCCAGCCAGGGGGUCCAGGGGGAGUCCCCAGGGAGGCCCAGGGCAGGGUGCUGUGUGGUGGGAAGGCUCCUUUAAGCGAGUCCCAGAUCCGGCUGCUGGUAGGUCUCCACUACCUUCCCCAUGAGCACGGCCCGUCAGCCCAGAGACUGUUACAGGACCUCACCUGGCUCAAAGCACACUGCCACCUGGUCAGCGCUAACGACAAGAAGGGACCGCAGCAGAAGGUCUGUGUGUGUGUGUGUGUGUGUGUGUUUGUGUGUGCCUAUGUACUGUAUAUGUGACUGUAUCUCAACUCUAUGUAUGUGUGUGUCAAAAAAUGUAAUUGUAUUUGUCACAUGCAUCGGAAACAACAUGCAUCGUAGACUAACAGUGAAAUGCUUACUGACGGGGCCUUCCCAACAAUGCAGAGAGAAAAAUAGAAAAUAAUAGAAAGAUAAUAACACUUGGAAUAAAUACACAAUGAGUAACGAUAACAUAGCUAUAAACACGGUAUACCAGUACCGCGUUGAUAUGCAAGGGUACGAGGUAAUUACGAGGUAAUGUGUUUGUGUGUGUGUGUGAACAUGUGUGUGCGCCCGCGUGUGUGCGCCUUCAUGCUUGUGUGUGUGUGUGUGUGUGUGUGUGUGUUGCAGGCGGAGGAGUGGCGUGGCCGAGCGGCCGGGUUCCUAGGUGUGUGUGAGGAGAUUGCUGUGCUGCACAGUAGUGUGGUGAGUGGAGUGAGCAGGGCCGUGCUGUAUGACCUUUACCCUUACGUAUGGGACCUCAGAAACACCGCACUGGUGGCCAAGGCCUUCAUCUGCUGGCUCGGUGAGUAGAGAGAGUGGGGGAGGAGGGAGGGAGGGAAAAGGAGAGCAAGAGAGAGGGGCUGAGGAGAGAAGAAACAUUUCAACUUGGAUAAAGCAUACACUGUGUAAGAUAUAUUCCACUCUCUUUCUCUCCCCCUCUCCCUUUAUCUGUCCUCCCCCCUCUCUCUUUCUGUCUAAGAUGGGCGUGUGUUGAGUGACAGCUCUCCGUUGGGUUCCUGGAGGAACUGCUUCCACUGUGAGUAGAGACGACCCCUGACCCCUCAACCCUGAUCCCUCAACCCCAACCCCUGACCCCUCCACUGUCUCUGACCCCUGAUCCUUCAACCCUGACCCCUCAUUGGGUCGUUAUGGAAUUGAGCAUGGUCUUCCUUAAAUGCUGUGUGAUUGACAGGUGGGUUCUCGUCUCUGAUAGGGUGCGGGACGACCACGGGGGCGGAGUUACUGGGGGUGGAGUCAGAACCAUGGGUGUUCAAAGGGGGAGUGUCCGGAGAGGUGCAGGUAGGACAGUGUGUGUGUUUGUGCGUGUGUGUGUGUGUGUGUGUGUCUGUGUGUAUUAUGUCGUUUAAUGUAAGCGCAUGUAUAAGAAAACGUAUUCAUUUAUAAUACAUUUUCCAUUUAUUGUGUAUUUUCCAUGCUUACUUUCACCAGCUUGUUUGAAAUGUUCUCUCUGUCCUACAGAUGCUUCUCCCUAUAGGCAGUAACAGUGAACUGUUCAGCCACCCUCCUCCUCUCUUCCCCACCUCACGACUGUACAACAUACGACCCUACCACAACAAGGACAAGGUGAAAGGACAUUUUCACACACACACACACACACACACGUUGUUCUGUCAGCUGACUGACUGUAUUGUAUGGUGACUUUCUGUGUGUAUACAUUAUAGAUGUUAUAUAUUAUUGUAUUGUAUUAUACCUCCUGUCCCCUAGGUGGAGCUGUAUCGUAUGGUGCGCCAGCUUCAACAGGGAACCCAGGGGAGCCCUGAUUCCAGCCCAGCACAUCCUGACCUCAUUGGAGACAGGUGUGUGUGUGUGUGUGUCUGUUCCUAUGCUCUGUAAACUGUAUAGGCCUACAAAGGACUUUUCACACUGAGUCGAACAAAGCUGUACUGAGCUGGCUUUGUUACGCAUGGUUCAGGUUGGCAGCAUAGUGUGAAAAGGGUAUGUGUCUCUGAGCAUGCGAGCUUGAGGACAAAUGAUCAACAGUAUGUGUGUUUGUGUGCCUGUGUAUUUAUAUGUGUGUGUGUGUGUGUGUUUGUCCCUGCAGGUGUCUGGGGCCCUGCCUUGCUCUGUGUCCUGAGUACAGCAUGGUGCUGGAGGAUGAGCUGGGUGUGUGUGGGUGUGUGUUGGGCAUCGUAGAUGUUCGUUCCUUCGCCAAGCGCUGCCAGGCCUGCUGGAUGCCCGCCAUGAGAGAUAAAUACCCACCUCGCACCGGACACGCCAACUCACAGGUUAGAACAAACAAACACACACACACAUGCAGGUAAGAACACAUACGUACACACACACACUCAUUCUCUCCCCCAUCCCUCACUCUCUCCAUCCUGCUCUCCACCCCUCUCCCCAUUCCUCUCCCCAUCCCUCUUUCCUAUGUAUUAUCUAACUCCAGUUCCCCUCCUGUCCUGUAGGAGGUGUUGCAGCAGAUAGAGGGGGACCAGGGGGAAUACCCAGACUCUCUUCUCUACCACUUUCCCUCCCAGCUCCGUCUGGACGCUUUGCCUGACCUGGUGGAUGUCAGUGUGACCCGCUGCCUGCUAACCUCACUACUCACUGCACUUAAAGCCAAUGGUGAGUGUGUGUGGAUGGGGUGAGUGAGUGGGGUGUGUGUGUGUGUGUGUGUGUGUGUGUAAGUGGACGUCAGUGUGAACCGCUGCCUGCUGACAGCUCUAUUCACUUCACUCAAAGCCAACGGUGUGUGUGCGUGGUGCGUGCAGACUUUGCCUUUUGAGGACAACUGUCUGUCCUCGAUGGUUUAGGCCCAGGUAUAAAAAGUUACAAGGAUUGAUCAAAUGAUUUAUUGGUUAUACACUCCCCUACGUAUUUAUUUGGACAGUGAAGCUAAAACUUUUAAUUUGGCUCUAUACUCCAGCAUUUUGGAUUUGAGAUCAUUUCAUAUUAGCACCUUUUUAUAUUUUAGAAAUGAAAGCACUUUAUGUAUCUAGUCCCUCCAUUUGAAGGUGUCAUCAGUUCAAAUUCACUUAUGUAAGGGAUAAACGCCAACGUUCUGUACAUUACCUUGGAAAUAAUGGACGACACAGCGGCACGAGGCGAAGCCGAGUCCCUUUGCGGAGUACAUUUUUCCAAGGUAAUGUGCAUUAGGGAGGUGUUUGUCCCGCUUAUACCACAGUUGACAAAGAAAACAACACUAAAGCACACAUUUACGGGUAGAAAUAAACAUUUUGUGUUGAUAUUUUCAUUUUAAUAAGAGAAUUGAUACUUUCUCAUCUUUUGGUUGCUAGAGAAGCGACCCAGUCGUUGAUAUUUAUGGUUUUUCAUUCUAUAUGUUACGUUCUUGACCCUUGCUUCCUAGCUAGCCAACUAGCUACGGCUAACACAGUCACCUCUGCAGCCAGAAUUACAGCGAAGUAGCUGCAUUUGAGUUUGUUUAAGCGGUUUUCUGUUGACAUUCAUUUGGAUACAUCCAUAACAAUGAGCUGAUGCUCGAUUUUGCCUGGCUUAGCUAGAAAAGUUUGCCUUCUCGUCAGGACACUCGACACUGUUCAUUACGAGGAGAUCGCAUUGCAUAUCAAACACUAGGCUAGAAGCUAGCUAAAUAGUUUGUUGCUAGCAAACCUGCCAAUAUGACUGCCAAAUAAAAAAAUACCAGUUGCUGAAAACAGCUGGUCAAACUACAAACUAGAAACAUUUGACAGCAAAGCCCCACUUGCGUCAUGACUGCAACAGUAGGGACCAGAGAAAUUCAUGUUCAUCACUCACCAUCUUAGGUCAUCAGACGCUCAAAAACAAAUCAAUGCUAGCUAGCUACGUUUUUCCUCAUUGUAACUUUGUAGCAAGUACAGUCUGCAUGAGUAGGCGCAUAUUGGAUCAUGAUUGCAAGGUGUCCCGAUAUCUUUUCCAACUGUCCCGUUAUCUGGUUUUAAUGUCCAUUCUAGAAUGCCCUUCUAGCCAAUCAGAAACAAGUAUUCAACAAUGCUGUGGUAUAAAUGUGUAUUAAAGUAGUCAAAAGUGUUGUAUUUGGUCCCAUAUUCCUAGCACUCAAUGACUACAUCAAGCUUCCCACUGGGCACAGACGUAAAUUCAACGUCUAGUUUUGAUUUACAUUUGUUUGAGUUGUCAACUAAUGUGAAUUCAACUUGAAAUCAACAAAACAUUUCACUAUUUCAUUGGAUAUGGUUUAAAAGUUGGGUGAAAAAAAGAUCAAAUGCCCUUACGUUGAUGACAUUUUGCAAAUCCAAUUAGUUUUCCACGUUGAUUCAACUUCAUCACAUAGAUAAAUAGUAUACCCCCCAAAAAUGCUAACCUCCCCUGUGAUUGAUAAUGGUGAGAGGUUAGCAUGUCUUGGGAGUGUGAUCUUUCUGCUUCUGUAACUUUCUCACUCGUCAUUAUACACGAUUCAUUCAUGAUUAUACGUAAUCAUGGUAGCAUCCACAUUAAUGUAGAAGUGUUCAGAAACAUAUUCUAUUCUUAUUUACAAUAAAAGGGCACAACAUAAUCUGAAACACAACCAAAACAAACUGAAAAUGCAUCCAACAAGAUGUAGAGUCACAAGCUUGAUGUACUCAUUGCAUGCUAGGAAUAUGGGACCAAAUACUAAACUUUUGACUACUUUAAUACAGAUAUAAGUGAAUUUGUCCAAAUACUCAUGACACUUUCAAAUGGAGGGAAUAGAUACAUAAAGUGCUUUCAUUUCUAAACGGUGAAACAGAUAUGUAUACUACCGUUCAAAAGUUUGGGGUCACUUGAAAUGUCCUUGUUUUCCAUAAAAACAUACAUGAAAUGAGUUUGAAUAGGAAAUAUAGCAAAAUGAAUAGGAAAUGCAGUCAUUGACAAGGUUAGAAAUAAUGAUUUUUAAUUGAAAUAAUAAUUGUGUCCUUCAAACUUUGCUUUCGUCAAAGAAUCCUCCAUUUGCAGCAAUUACAGCCUUGCAGAACUUUGGCAUUCUAGUUGUCAAUUUGUUGAGGUAAUCUGAAGAGAUCUAUUUGUAAGUCGCUCUGGAUAAGAGCGUCUGCUAAAUGACGUAAAUGUAAUUUCACCCCAUGCUUCCUGAAGCACCUCCCACAAGUUGGAUUGGCUUGAUGGGCACUUCUUACAUACCAUACGGUCAAGCUGCUCCCACAACAGCUCAAUAAGGUUGAGAUCCGGUGACUCUGCUGGCCACUCCAUUAUAGACAGAAUACCAGCUGACUGCUUCUUCACUAAAUAGUUAUUGCAUAGGUUGGAGCUGUGCUUUGGGUCAUUGUCCUGUUGCAUCCCGGAGUCGCCUCUUCACUGUUGACGUUGAGACUGGUGUUUUGCGGGUACUAUUUAAUGAAGCUGCCAGUUGAAGACCUGUGAGGCGUCUAUUUCUCAAACUAGACACUCUAAUGUAUUUGUCCUCUUGCUCAGUUGUGCACCGGGGCCUCCCACUCCUCUUUCUAUUCUGGUUAGAGACAGUUUGCGCUGUUCUGUGAAGGGAGUAGUACACAGCGUUUCUUGGUAAUUUCUCGCAUGGAAUAGCCUUCAUUUCUCAGAACAAGAAUAGACUGAUGAGUUUCAGAAGAAAGUUAUUUGUUUCUGGCCAUUUUGAGCCUGUAAUCGAACCCACAAUUGCUGAUGCUCCAGAUACUCAACUAGUCUCAAGAAGGCCAGUUUUAUUGCUUCUUUAAUCAGCACAACAGUUUUCAGCUGUGCUAACAUAAUUGCAAAAGGGUUUUCUAAUGAUGAAUUAUCAUUUUAAAAUGAUAAACUUGGAUUAGCAAACACAACGUGCCAUUGGAACACAGGACUGAUGGUUGCUGAUAAUGGGCCUCUGUAUGCCUAUGUAGAUAUUCCAUAAAAAAUUAGCAGUUUCCCUCUACAAUAGCCAUUUACAACAUUAACAAUGUCUACAGUGUAUUUCUGAUCAAUUCAAUGUUAUUUUAAUGGACAAAAAAAUUGCUUUUCUUUCGAUAACAAGGACAUUUCUAAGUGACCCCAAACUUUUGAACGGUAGUGCAUGUGUAACCCCCUGUAAAGACUGGGUUUAGUUUAUUGUGUGGCAAUGCUCAUGUCUGCAUUCUGGAACUGUUCGCAUCAUGUAUGGUGUGGUGCCAAGGAUAUUGGCGGGGUACGAUCAGAUUGGGCUGAGGUGAUCUUGGGGAACAACAAUAGAGUUCACUAAGAGUGUUGAGACACUGAAGUUUGUUGUUCAAUCAGAUUUUUGUUUAUUAGUUAGGGACAGUAUGAGUGUAGCCAGCUCCUUUUCACUCACUAUUCUCUUAAUUUUGUGGUUCACCGGAUUUGUCAUCAUCCUCGAGGGACAGACGAACGAACUGCUGGCUAGCCAGUUGCUGAACGGAGCAAAGGACAGUGAGAUCCUUGAUGAAAACCUGCUCCAGAGCGCUCAGGACCUCAGACUGGGGCUAAGGUUCACCUUGCAACAGGACAAUGACCCUAAGCACACAGCCAAGACAAUGCAGGAGGGCUUCGGGACAAGUCUAUGAAUGUCCUUGAGUGGCCCAGCCAGAGCCCGGACUUGAACCUAAUCAAACAUCUCUGGAGAGACCUGAAAAUAGCUGUUGAUUUUGAGAUGUGUCUUUGACUUGAACUCUGUUUGAUUAGUUAAAUUUCUGAGGCUGGUUACUCUAAUGAACUUAUCCUCUGCAGCAGAGGUAACUCUGGGUCUUCCAUUCCUGUGGAGGUCCUCAUGAGAGCCAAUUUCAUCAUAGCGCUUGAUGGUUUUUGUGACUGCACUUGAAGAAACUUUAAAAGUUCUUGAAAUGUUCUGUAUUGACUGACCUUCAUGUCUUAAAGUAAUGAUGGAAUGUCGUUUCUCUUUGCUUAUUUGAGCUGUUCUUGCCAUAAUAUGGACUUGCUCUUUUACCAAAUAGGGCUAUAUUCUGUAUCAAGGCAAAGGGUGGCUAUUUGAAGAAUCUUAAAUAUAAAAUAUAUUAAGAUUUGUUUAACACUUUUUUUUAUUACUACAUGAUUCCAUAUGUGUUAUUUCAUAGUUUUGAUGUCUGAACUAUUAUUCUACAAUGUAAAAAAUAAAGAAAAACCCUUCAAUGAGUAGGUGUGUCCAAACCUUUGACUGGUACUGUACAGUCGUGGUCAAAAGUUGAGAAUGACACAAGUAUUGUGAGUGAGCCCACUCCCUUGUCUGAGAAGCAACCCCACACAUGAAUGGUCUCAGGAUGCUUUACUGUUGGCAUGACACAGGACUGUCCCUGAUGUUUUUCCUGGAGAGAAGUGGCUUCCUCACUGCCCUUCUUGACACCAGGCCGUCCUCCAAAAGUCUUCGCCUCACUGUGCGUGCAGAUGCACUCACACCUGCCUGCUGCCAUUCCUGAGCAAGCUCUGCACUGGUGGUGCCCCGAUCCUGCAGCUGAAUCAACUUUAGGAGACGGUCCUGGAGCUUGCUGGACUUUGUGGGCGCCCUGAAGCCUUCUUCACAACAAUUGAACCUCUCUCCUUGAAGUUCUUGAUGAUCCGAUAAAUGGUUGAUUUAGGUGCAAUCUUACUAGCAGCAAUAUCCUUGCCUGUGAAGCCCUUUUUGUGCAAAGCAAUGAUGAUGGUACGUGUUUCCUUGCAGGUAACCAUGGUUAACAGAGGAAGAACAAUGAUUUCAAGCACCACCCUCCUUUUAAAGCUUCCAGUCUGUUAUUCUAACUCAAUCAGCAUGACCGAGUGAUCUCCAGCCUUGUCCUCGUCAACACUCUCACCUGUGUUAAUGAGAGAAUCACUAACAAUGUCAGCUGGUCCUUUUUUUGGCAGGGCUGAAAUGCAGUGGAAAUGUUUUUGGGGGAUUAAGUUCAUUUUCAUGUCAAAGAGGGACUUUUUCAUGUCAAAGACUGCUAAAUAUUUAGUUAAAUAGUUAACCAAAUAGCUACCCGGACUAUCUGCAUUGACCCCAGUCCUACCUACCUACCUACAAGUUAUGGAAAUGUGCUCUUUUAGUAUUUCUCCAGUAGGUUUCCUCAAGGAGAAAGCCUCCACUUCUAUGUCAAAGAUAAUAAAACAAACACUAGCGGUUAGAGCGUUGGGCCAGUAACCGAAAGGUUGCUAGUUUGAAUCCCAGAGCAGACUAGGUGAAAAAUCUGUCGACCUGCCCUUGAGCAAGGCACUUAACCCUAAAUGCUCCAGGGUCAGCGUCAAUAAUGGCUGAUUCCUGGCCUUGACCCCACUCUCCGAGACACCGCACACUUGUACAGGUUACACACUGUGUGAAACAGGACAAAUAUAAGCACCCUGGUUAAAAGUAGUGCACUAUGUAGGGAAUAGGGUGCCAUUUGGGAGGCAGCCUUUGUCUUUCUGGUUGUUCUAGUUCAGGGGUGUCAUACUCAUUCCACGGAUGGCGGAGUAUGCAGGUUUUUGGUUUUUCCUCCGUGGAAUGAGUUUGACUCGUGUUCUAGUUUAUCUUCUCUGCUCGCUCUCAUAUUUCUAUCAACAAUCAUCUAAUUCACUCUCUUUGUCUCUCUGUGUGUGUGUGUGUGCACGUGUGGUGUGUGUGUGUGUUGCAGGUUCUCAGGGUGUGUUCUGUGAGGUGCAGCCUACAGAUCGUAUGAGGCUGGACUUCCUGACUAAACUAGGCUUCCUGGAGAUCAUCAGAGGAGAGGCACGACACAGAGAGGGAGUGGUACUGGGCAGGCUGCUCUGAACACACACACAUGCGCACACGCUCACACACACAUUGAAAUGUACACACAAGGGGUGUAAUGGUUCACCAAAC
This is a messenger RNA of Coregonus sp. 'balchen', 11903 nucleotides long. The record is from the annotation of a GenBank genome assembly. Lineage: Eukaryota; Metazoa; Chordata; Actinopteri; Salmoniformes; Salmonidae.